This is a messenger RNA of Dipodomys spectabilis (banner-tailed kangaroo rat), 10965 nucleotides long. RefSeq names its product testis expressed 15, meiosis and synapsis associated (gene Tex15). Lineage: Eukaryota; Metazoa; Chordata; Mammalia; Rodentia; Heteromyidae. Gene Ontology annotation, biological process: regulation of double-strand break repair via homologous recombination; homologous chromosome pairing at meiosis; male meiotic nuclear division. The record is from RefSeq and is a predicted model, not a curated record. The coding region runs from base 75 to 9245 and encodes 3056 amino acids. The transcript has 10 exons. Gene Ontology annotation, cellular component: nucleus.
GAUAUUCCUUUAUCAUUUUUCAUGUAUGGACUGAAUCCUGAUCAUAAUUGUAUGAUCCUCAAUGCAAUUGAAGAAUGGCCACCAACAAAAUGGAAAUGAAAAAAUUUGCUAAGCCCAAGACAUUAUGGAAAAUGAGUUCAACCAGUAAACCUUUAUCAACUAGAGGUAUAGAAGUCAGUCCUUUGAAGAAAUUCACUAUUCCAAAGAUCAGGAGGACAACUGAGAAAGUUUACUUGUCAUCUUGUUGCACUAAUACUAGGGAGUAUAGUUUCAUACAUGACAAUUUAAAGCAAUGCAGGCUUGAUGUAAGUUGUGAUCUACAGGCCACAUGGCAAUUUGGGGAUACAAAACUAAUUCACAAUGAGCAUCUGGAAAAAAAAUUUACUGCUAAGAGGUCAGAGAUGCGUGAGAAUGGAAGGCAUGGCAGAGAACUUGAAGAACAUUUCUGCUUUUUAGCACUUCCUCAGAGUGACAUGGCAGAGAUUUACCAGAGCGGGAUAAGUACUAAAGCAUCGACAUUGAAGAUACUGGGAAAUCCCCUUCUGGGAAUUUAUAUAUUUAGACAUGUUGAUGUUGCCUUGAAUUAUGCUCAUAGUCGAAGCACUGCUGUGGAAGGUAUUGUAAUUUUUAAGGUUCUCUUUGGAAAAGUGAAGAAAGUUCAGCCUUCUGUGGAUAAAAACAAAGUUUCUUUGGAUCCUUCUCCUAACUUUGAUUGCCAUAUGUCAAAAACUGUACCUUCUGUGAAAGAUACCAUUGAGCUACAAGCCUACAACUCUGCAGUAUACUUCUAUGAAUAUGAUAUCUAUUCAAAGCCAGUAGAUAAGCCAAGGCAGUGUCUACCUUAUGCGGUGGUAACAGUAAAAUUUAUUGGUCAAAAAAUAGAUAAUGGACACCUUACAACAUCUUUAAAAGUCCUGACACCCAGACUUACUCAAAGACCUGAAAGAACAUGCUCUCUGAAUAACUGUACAGUGGCCAAAAGAAUUGGAAAAGGAAAAGAUGCUACUGUCAUUUUUGAGCACUUUGGGAAACCUGUAGAUCCAUUUGUUGAUGAAAGCUGCUUAUACAGUACAUUAAAUUCAGACAUAAAUCUUCCCAACUCAGAUACUUCUAAUUCCUAUGGAAAUGUGCAAAAUGGAAACAUUUCUAAUUUUGACACAUAUAGUGGACAAUCAGAGAACAGUUCAGAAAUCAGAGACACUUCUCAAGUACAUGAUUCAAGUCUGUCUUUUAUGCCCAGAGAAAGUGGUAAUGAAGACCUUUUGUUAAAUUUGACAUACCUUAAAAGUAUUUUAAGUAGUAUUUCUACACCUGUUCCUCCACAAAAUAAUACUGCCUCAAGUACAGUUAUUACUUCAAAACUCAUUAAAGACCCACGAUUGAUGAAGAGAGAAGAAAGCAUGGGAAAGCAGAGUAAUAUUACAGGCUUAAGUGAUGGUGUACCAAUUGAUAGAAAUUUAGAUCACGUUAGCUCAGAAAUAAACCUGUCAUCUAUACCAACAGUUUCUGCCUCAUCUGAAGUUGUACCUAGUGGUGAUACUAUUCUUGCUAAUUGUCUGGAUACUUCUUGUUUCACAUGUUCUUUCGAAGGUUCACAAUCUCAGGCUCGCAGCAUGAUGUCAGAGAACUAUGAUUGUAUACCAUCUAAUAAGAAUGUCAUAGUAGAACAGUAUAACGAUCAAGGAAAAAUUUAUUUCCCAAUUUCUUUGUCAAAUGUAGUUUCAGAAGUUGAGAACCAAAAUCACAGUGAGGAGAAAGCACAGAGAACCAAAGAGAGAAGCACACAAAACAAUGAAUCAUAUAACUAUUAUAAAUCAGUGAAUACUUGUACAAGAGAAUCUAAGGAUCACAUCUCUCAGGAAUCACAGGCUUAUAAUUUCAUUACUAUGCAUCAGAUUGGUCAUCAGAUAUCCACAGUUGCUCCACUCCAAAAGAAAGGAAGCAUAGAUGAAUACAUUGAGAAUACUGGAAAAAUAAGAACCUUCAUUGACUCAGAAGAUAGUUCCAAACAUGAAGGAAGACAAACUUGGUGGAAUGAAACUAAUAAUUAUCUUACUAAUGAAACAAAAAUCAGUCCAAUUGAUAAUUGCCUUUCAUUGCCCCAAGAAUACAGGGAGGAUGAGAGGCUUGAUUCCUUAGUGGACAACUAUGAAAAUACAUUAAUAACUGAAGAAGUAGAACUGUCAAAAUCUCCCAUAUCUACCAAAAAAGAUAAGGAUAAAGUAGAUGACCUAGCAUUGCAGUUAGAAAGUAAUAGUACUCCAAGUAUAGAAUGCCAUUCCCCAAAGCAUCUUCAACACUUUUUAGAGUAUGACAAUGGAAUUCAUCAAAGUUUUACCAUUGCUCAAAAGCUGAUAGAACUGAAAUUGGAAGAAAGAGAUCAAAAUUGUUUUAACAUUAUUACGGAUGCUCUCCAGGAAGCAAAAGACAUUCCCCAGAUGAAAGAACUACUUGUUGAUACAGUUAUUUCAUCUGCAGUUGAAACUGCUCUUGACAGUUCAGAACGUAGCACAGCUGAAGAAUGUAUGUCUGUCCAGAAGAAAACUGAAAAUGAGACAAUGUCAUUAGAAAACAUUCAAAAAGAUUGCAACGAAACUCUUAAUAUUGAAAAUGAAUACCAGGAUCAUAUUCUCUUUUGUAAUGCUAAUUUAAAUGAUGACAUAUACCUGAAUAUUAAAUUUAUAGAACAAGGCGAUAAUGAUAAAGAAAAUCAAAAUGAAGCUAGAGAAGAAUAUGUUUCAUGUUCAGAAAACAAUAUAGAGCUGUUAUAUGAGAGUGAGAAGCAGGGUUUUCAUACACACAAUUUUUUCACUAAUAUCAGUAAGAAAGUAGAUAAUAAAAACUACCAAGUAGAAAUGUCAAGUCCUAAAGAAUUUUCUGCAUUUAAUUUGAUUUGGAGAAAAAGAGGUAUAUCAGCAGAAACUGGUUUACUAAAGAACAAAGAUGAUGUAAUAAAACAAAAAGAUACACAAAAUGUUGGAAAAAAUGUAGAGAAUUUGGCUUUCACAACAGUUUCUGAAAAUUCAACUGCUUCAUUAGAUGUCUCAAAUGCUGCAGUACAAGUAAGUAGUACUACUAUUUCUACAUUAAGCACAAAUCAUGAAGAUCACCAGAAAUUCCUGUUGAAUGAAACUUGUAUUUCUAAGAGUCCCGAUUUUGGUCUGUUAGUAACACAUAAGGCUUCUGAUUGUGAAAUUUAUAUGGAUAAAAGUAAUUCACAAGAUUCCUUUUAUCCAGCAGUGGAUGAGAACUUAUUUCUUCAAAAUUUUGAAUUGGAAAGUGAGAUUGAAAUAGAAACAGAAGAGUAUGAUGAUGCUUUUCUAUUUCAACAAGGUAUACAUAGCCAUGGAAAUGUUCUUUAUGAUGAGGUUGAAGAUGCAUAUGAGAUACUGAAGUCUCGUAUUGACUGGGAAGGUCUCUUUGGAAGCAGUUUUGAAGAGAUAGAGGCUUCCUUCACAAGAGAAAAUAGUGACCAGCCUUAUUUAAAGAAAAAUGGUUGUGUUUAUUCCUCUACCCCAAAAACCACAAGAGAGCUCCUGAAUCCAGUUCUCCCAGAUCUACAAAUUAGAAUUACUAAUAACUUAUUUAGGCCAGGAUUUAAUCAUACUGAUGAUUCUCUUACAAUUAAUGAUAAUUUUUACAAAUGUAUAAAUGAAGUUACAAAACCAGAAAUAUAUGAAGAAAGAACUCCAGGAUUUGAAAUGUAUUCCCAGCCUUUGGAUGAAAAUUCAAGUUACUCCUGUGAAAAUAAACUUGAUGAUUUAAUGCAAGAUUCAAGACUUGUGAGUAAAUUUCAAAUCUCUUAUUCAUCUAACUUGAGUCACAGCAUUCAUGUGAAUCAUGCAACAGAAAAACCAAACAGUGAAUUUUUGUCUACUGAACAUUCUAACAUCACACCAGUAAUUGAGAACAAAUGUUCCUCUACAAAUUCAAAAAAUUAUGACUUUACUGAUACUAGAAAUAAAGGCAUGGAAUCAAGAAUUAGCAAAAGAAAGCUAGCAAAUAAAGAUUUACGACACCAUGAAAUUUGUGGUAAAAAGAAGAGGCAAACUAGCCAAGACUCAUCUGAACAUUUCUCUUUAUUAUCCCAAGGACGAAUUAAAACAUUUUCACGGUCAGAAAGGAAUAUUAGGAAUGUCCUGGAUAUCCUAAAUAGUGAAGCAUCUUUAUGUAAAAGCAAACGUCUUUCCAGGAAACUAGACAAAGCUGUUCUUCAUUUAAAAAAAGCUCAUCGAAGAGUUCAUACAUCUUUACAACUUAUAUCUAAAGUGGGAGAAAUAAAAAAGGGCCCAUUACCAAAAGCAUAUGCAAUAAUUUGCAAUAAUUUCUGGGAGAGUUGUGACCUUGAAGGUUAUAGUUCUGAAAGAAGGUUGUAUUCUAAGCACUUUUUCUCCAAAAGGAAAUGUGACAAACAUGGAGAAAAAAGAGCUAUAGGAUUUGACACUGAUAAAUCAUUAGUCCAGAUGUCAAAGCACAGGUCUAAUAAAACAAAUGGAGACAGAAUCCUGGAGUGCUUUUCAAAGAAAAGAGUGGCCAGUAGUGUGUCCAAAAGUCACACCAGUGUUGACAGAGAACUUUGUGAUCAAGAACAACAUCCUGAGUCACAGUUGCUCCUCUCCUCUACCUCCCAGAGUACAAGUCAAUCAGAAUGUGAUGAUAGCAGAAAUCCAGCAUCAUCAGAUCUUCAUCCCUUUUCUGAAAAAACUGAGUAUCUGCUUUACCCAGAUGAGAAAAUAACUGAAAAGGAACAUGUUGACAAAAAGUUAUCCAACAGUAAAUAUGAAAGUCUUGAGAACCAUUCAACACAUGGUAAUAUAAAUGAUGCAACUGAAAAUAAUCCUGAAACCAAUGCAGAAAUAAAUGAAAGUUACUCAGUGUCUUUAAGUUGCAUAAAGGAAAAAAAUGGAAGCUGUGGUACUGACAAAAAUUGUGAUACACCUUGUAUAGCUCACACAAAGGUGAAAGCUGACAUUAAGGUUACUUCACUCUUAAAGUCAGAAAUGAAGCAUGUUCUUAAUGCUGAUGUCUACAAACAAGAUGACCUUACUUUAUCUGGUUGUAAAAGAAAUGAAGUCAUCUUUCCUGUAGUAGAAUGGGCAGCUCCUAAUGAGAGUUCCACAUCAAGCAUUAUUACAGGAAUUAUGGAUCCACUAAACCUGAGCUUGGUAGCAGGAAAAAAGAACAGUAUUCCUCAGUUUUUAUCUACCACUCCCACAAUAUAUAGUGAAGGAGAAUCUUCAAAGUCUGCUUUGAAUAAGCAGAUAAUGUUUGCUACAGAUCCUAUAAUGACACCACCUAACGUAUCCCACUGUCAGAAGAUAUGUGAUAGAAACAGUCUUGUAAAGACAAAAGAAUUCUCAAGUAAUUGUUUCCACAUAGACAUGAAUGAAACAAAUGUUCUUCCUGAGCAUCCUGAACUGGAUCUAAUGCCAGUAAUUGAAGAAAAUAAAUAUGAGGAAAACAUGAAAAAGCUAUCUUCCAAAGAUGAUCUGCCUUUAAAAUGUAAUGUAAAGGAUUCUUCAAAAACAUGUGUUGCACAGAAUGACAUUCAGGACACAAAACUUAGGAAAGAACAAACAGAAAAGGUAAUUUCAGUUUACAAAAGCAACAUGUAUGAAGGAUCACCUGUUAGGAUUGAAAAUCAAAAUCAAAAGACUAAGCCAUCUCACUUAAGUUUGAAAACAAGUAAAUCGACUGAUUCUCAUCCAUUACUUAUGAAUAAAAUUCCACAGGCAAUCUCUUUGAAUAACAAAGAUUCUCAUCAGCCUAAAGGAAAUAAAGAAGGGAAAAUUAAAGCCAGUAAUGACUUUCAGUCUGACUGUAUUUCCAAACCAAGCAUUCUAAGAACUAAUCAUAUGCCUAUUCCACAUACCCACUCUGAAACCUCGAAAGAAACUAUUCUUCAGAAGACACCUAUAUCAUAUAUGAGUCAGUCAAAAGAAAAGCACUCAGAUAAUCAUACAUCUUUUAUAGCAGAGCUAUCUCAAAUUUUGCAGAGGGCCGAUGAAGCAUCAUCUUUGGAAAUGCUUGAAAAGGAAACUAAAGUUUGUCAAGAUAUUCUUCCUUUAUUUGUUGAAGCUUUUGAAAGAAAGCAAGCAUGUGCACUUGAACAAAUACUGAUUUCAAGAGAAUUGCUUGUAGGACAAAACUUGUGGAAUAAUUGUAGGCACAAAUUAAAACCAUGUGCUGUUGACACUUUAGUAGAACUUCAAAUGGUGAUGGAAACCAUUCAAUUCAUUAAAAACAAAAAAAGGCUCUUAGAAGGUGAACCAACAUUCCGAAGCUUGCUUUGGUAUGAUGAGACAUUGUACAGCGAGCUACUUAGCAGACCACGUGGCUAUCAACUGCAGUCCAAUUUCUAUCCUGCUUUUCAAGGGAGAUUAAAAUAUAAUGCAUUCUAUGAGUUGCAGAGUUACCAUAAUCAAUUAGUUGAGUUGCUGGCAGAAACAAAAAGAGAAAACAGUUCAUACUAUGCAUUCUUAAAAUACAAACGACAGAUUAAUGAAUGUGAAGCCAUAAUGAAACACCGUUCUGAUUGCUUCGACUUUACUCUUUCUAUUCCAUUUACCUGUGGAGUUAACCUUGGAGAUAGUUUAGGAGACCUAGAAAUCUUAAAGAAAAGUACUUUAAAGCUGAUUGAUAUUCAUGGGGACUCUCCUAAAGUUCACUCAUAUACAGGAAAACAAGACCAUUUCUGGAUUAUCAUAGAAAUGAUUGCCUCAAAAGUUAAUUUUAUCAAGAACAAUGAGGAAGCAAGUAUAAAAACUUCUCUUUAUGGUUUGGAACAUAUCUGUUUUGAUGCUGCGAAGAAUCUUGUUUGGAAAGAGAAGAGGUACUCUUUCAGUAAAAACUCACAAAAGAACAAAGAGGUGCUCCUUGAAAUGAAUGAAUGUGCUUUUUCUAAGCUACAGAGUAUAUAUGAUACCUUGUCUAAUGGCUUAAACAAUGAACCAACUUCCAGUAUUGGGCUCGAUGAAGAUACUGUAAUUUUUUCCAGAAAAUCAGAUGAUGUCAUUAUGACAGAAAACUCUAGCCUUAACAGUACUUUGUUCUCACGCCCAGAUAUUUGUUGUAUUAGUGAAAUACUGGAUCAAGCUGAAUUUGCAGACGUAAAGAAAUUACAAGAACUCACUUUGAGAUGUACAGAUCACUUAGAAAUUUUAAAAAAAUACUUCCAGAUACUGCAAGAAGAUAACAUAGAUAAUAUUUUUAUCACAGAAGAAAAUAUUUUGGAUGUGCUGAGAAAUGACAACAAGGGGGCAAUAAUUUUAAAACCUGCAGCCAUUGAAACAUAUAUUGAAAUUGUCAUGCUCUCGGAAACAGUUCACUUUCUUAAAAACUCAAUGGCAAAGAAAUUAAAUAACCAGAGAUUUCGAGGUAUGCUUUGGUUUGAUCUGUCACUUCUUCCUGAGCUGAUUCACUGCCAAGAAAAGAUGGCUUCAUUCUCAUUUCUUAAUGAAGGUGCAACAGGUUGCCUUUGGAAAGUGAUAGAGACUGCUAUUUCUGGAGUUAUGGAAGACCUGGAUAUUAUCUAUAAAUAUAAUGGAGCUGUUAAUUGUUCAUAUGCUCUUCACUUGUUCUCAAGAGAACUUAAUGAGCUUUCAGAAAUUAAAAAGCUUGUGGUAACAUCUAAGUAUUCCAUUUCCACAUAUAUUGACUUUGUGCCAUGUAUAGCAUCCAUAAAUUAUGGAAACACUGUGACAGAGUUAGAACAUAACUACAGUCAGUUUUCUAUGUUACUCAAAAGUACAAUGUCUGUCCCUCAAAAAGAUUUAGGAAAAGUAGCUCAUAUUACAAAAGUCAUGAAAACAAUUGAAUAUAUGAAGAUUAUAUGUGCUAAAGAUGCUAAAUUAACCACUUCAUUUAUUCUUCACCAAAUACUACAUAACAGAAAGGAUACAUCCCAACUAAAGAGAAAAGAAAAGAUAAAUGUUGAUAUUACAAAACGUGAGGAAAAUAUCAAACCCAGUACUUCUUUAAAAACCCCCUCAAUUUCAGAGUGUCUAAUGAAAAGCAUGUCACAUCCCACUAAGAAACGACCUAUCGCUAUAGAUAAAUGUGAAGACUCUCAGGAAAAUGAGACUGCUACUAAAGUUUCCAGUUGUAAAAAGCAAAAGGUUAGCAUGAAUGAUGUAACAAAAAUCAGCAGAAAAAUAGCAGCAUCUAGUUCUCCAAGGAUUACAAAUUUUCAGUCCAAGAGUGAAAAUGAACCAGGAUCAAGUUUGAAAAGAAACUAUGUAUCUUCAAAAAAAGAUGAACUGAAAAAAUCAGUAUCUGGCUCACUUUUACCUUUAAAGAAUCUACAAGAGAAUGGUACAUCAAAGUCAGAAAGCAAAAUAGAUUUGACAGAUAGUUCAUCUGAUGUUUCAGAAUACCUCGCUGGACAACAGGAAAACUUAAAUUCAUCAGUGGUUUCUGAGGCUUCUCUCCAUUCUGCCAGGGAUAUCUAUACCAAUCUGGAUUUGAAUGAUACAAUCCUUGAACAUCAAGACAAUAAGAUAAUAAAUUUAUCUAUUAAAGAUUGUACAAGUACCACGUCUCCAGAACCCAUCUAUAUUCAGAACAAAAUUCCUGUUCUACAAGUAAAGAAAACACAGCCUGUAACAACUGAGUCUCAGCAUAUGAAGGAUAGAUUGAAUCCUAGUACAGUACCUUUUGGAGCAUCUAGGAGCUCAAUUCUUGAUGUUAGUCACACAGCAGAAUACUCUUUUUCUGAACGACAAGAUGAAGAGCAUCCUAAAACUCUGGAUCAGACAGCUGACACAUCCUGGAACGAACGUGCACAAUCUGAAUGCACCUCAAUAUAUAAUUCUUCUGAGUACUCAUUUGGGACUUCAUAUCCGUACUAUGCUUGUUAUGUUUAUCAAUACAGCAGCAGCAAUGGCAGUGCCAUUACCCACACAUACCAAGGAGUAACAUCAUAUGAAGUACAGCCACCACCACCUGGAAUUUUUACUACAAUUACAAAUACUGUUCAAAACACACAUUCUAGUCUUCAGUACUCCCAGUAUUUUAGUUACUUUGCUGAGCAGCCACAAGCAAAUGCAUUUGUAUUAGAAAAUGGAUACUUUCGACCUCAGAUGCCUAUUUCUUACAAUUUUCAACAACCUGCUUUUUCACAAUAUGCUUCUUAUCAACCAUUACCACAAGCUGCGUACCGAUGUCCUCCUAAUGCAGGUGCACUUCCAGAAGUUCCUUGGACGUACAAUUCAUGGCAAGAGAAAUCCUUUCAGCCAGGACAUUGAAGUAAAGGAUAUUGAACGCAUUUUUCCAAGUAUUUUUACCUAUAUAUUUUUUAAUUUGAUGUUUUUAAAUAUAUGCAAAUAUUGUAUAUAAGUCAUACAGCCCUUUGUAUAAAGUGCAAUAAUGUUCACAUAAGAUAAUGGGGAAUUUUAAUUCCUAACAUCUGAAAAAAACAAAAUUAUAUCGGCAACUAUAAAGGAAGUUAACUCAGCAUCAUUCAAUAUUAUUAAGGUUAAAUGUCAGUGGUAAAAGUCUUCAAAGCAGAGUUUUUAUUUUUUAAAACAUUGUUUAUUAUGUGACUUUUUUGAGAUGAAAAUUAGGAAUUCUCAGAUUAGUUUCAAAGUAAUAAUUUGAUCAUUCUUGACAAUUUACAAUUCUGUAUAUGGUUAGCUCUUUUAAUUUCAGUAUCUUAUUUUUACUCAGAAAAAAAAUUUGGUUGCAUAUUCUCAGUGUCUCCUGAGGUAGAGAUAUUUUGAACCUUUACAUAGGAAGCAAUUUUAGUUGAUUAAUAUUGAAAUUGAAGUACUUUUUAUGUCUCCACAAGAGCCCUCUCCACAAGAUCUUUUGUAUUUGUAUUUCACAAUUUGAAUGGUUCUUUUAGCACAUAAAUAGGGAAUAUAUUUAUACACACUUAGCCAUAAUAGUGUUGCAUAAAUAACAAGUUUUUAAUGUUCUGGUUUUAGUUUUUAUUCAUUUUCAACAUUCUGCAAAAACGCUUUAGUAAUACUAUUUACCAGACAACAAGAUAUAGGCUGUAACUAGUGUUGAGCCCUGCCUUGUCCAUACAGAACUUUGUUCAAGAAUCAUUCCUCUUUUAAAAUCUCAGAAAAAGCCUUCAUAACUGAGUAAAUGAUAGCUACCCCAUAAAAAUCAUAAGAAUUUUACUUUGGCUAAAUCUAACCAGUUAGCAAAAGUUUGCAAUGUUUUUCCCUCCAACUUCUUGUUGGAGGAAUGCAUUAAGAAGAAAUGCUUUAUAUUAUCUGGCACAGGUCUCUUCAAAGAGAGUAUAAUGAAAAUAAUCAAGAUUAUUGUUUACUACAGACUCAUUUUCAACUCAGAAAGACUCUUGAGAAUCAACAGGUUGUCUCUUCAGUCACAUUAGCCAAAUAGCAUGGAAUUCAAAAAAACUUAAAUUUGCCAACAUAUGCAGAACUUUGUAAUGAGAAAAUAAAAGCAAAACAGUAACUGAAAGAAGUGGGAAAUUUGGAAAGAUGACAGAAUUAUGGCAGCCUUAAAAUAAUGUAAUUUUUCAGUUGUUGUAUUUGAAAAUAAUCUGUCAAAGCCAGAACUCCUGAACCAUGGACGAAAGUGGUCAUGUUAUCUGUUAUUCAAGAAGUGACUUUGUCUCAGCCAUUUAGUUUUUUUGGUUAUGGAAAGAUCACAGUUAUUUAUUUAAAAUGUGGUAAGCGAAAAGUUACACACUCAGAUACUCUUUAACAACUUUUAUAUUCUAUUGAUAAUGCCUUUGUGAUAUUUGUAUUUCACGGGUUUUAAUUUCUUCAAAAAUUUGUUAUCUUAAAUAUCAGUUGCAUUAAAAAUCUGCUCUUUGACAAAUUAUGAAAAACUAGAGUGUAUUCCUGUUUUUCCCUCAACGACAUGUUUUCUAAAAAUACAAGUAGAACAAAUCAAAAUUGAUCAAACAGUAUAAGCAAAAAACCUGCUUGUUUGUAAAUUCUGUUUUGGAACUUGAAGAAUUAUUUGAAUAAACUAAAUUUUCUCCAA